AUGGCAGAGGAAAUAAAGGCUCUUGAAUCAAACAAAACUUGGGAUCUUACUAUUUUACCUCCAAACAAGAAUGCAAUUGGUUGUAAAUGGGUUUAUCGUGUCAAGUUUAAUGCUGAUGGCACAAUUGCAAGGAUGACAACUAUGAGAGUUUUACUUGUUGUUGCUGCUAUCAAACAGUGGCAUUUACAUCAAUUAGAUCUUGGUUUCACUCGAGGAAAAUCAGAUUCUUCUUUAUUCAUAAAAAAAAACCCCUCAGCUUUUAUUGAUUUACUCAUUUAUGUUGAUGAUGUAAUUCUUGCUUCUGACAGCCUUGAUCAAAUUAAUUCAGUCAAGCAAUUUCUUCAUGAUUCUUUUACCAUCAAGGAUCUUGGUGAACUCAAAUAUAUUAUGGGUUUGGAAAUUGCUAGAUCAUCUAAAUUUAUUACUCUUUCUCAACAAAAAUAUGCAUUGGAUAUUUUACAAGAUAGUGGUUUUUCUGGAUGUAAACCAGCAACCUUUCCUAUGGAAUCCAAUUUGAAACUUAGUGCAACAGAUUCUUCACCAUCUCUAAAUGAUCCGGCAUCAUAUCGAAGACUCAUAGGUCGCUUGUUAUACUUGACUAUCACUCGGCCAGACAUAGCAUAUUCUGUUCAAGUACUAAGCCAGUUUAUGGCUCAUCCAAGCCUGAUACAUUUUCGGGCUGCUGAAAGAAUACUUAGAUAUAUGAAGGCUACACCAGGACAGGGGAUUUUAUUGUCUGCAAGUUCGUGCCUUCAUCUGAAAGCUUAUUCAAAUAGUGAUUGGGGUGGCUGCUUGGAUACUAGAAGAAGUGUAACGGUUUUUAUUGGAGAUUCUCUUAUUUCAUGGAAAUUAAAGAAACAGGCUACUGUUAGCAGAUCAUCUACUGAAUCUGAAUACAGAGCUUUAGCUACAACAACCUGUGAAAUUCAAUGGCUUAUCUAUCUUCUAGCUGAUUUACAUGUUCAACAUUCUCAAGCUGCUUUGUUAUACACUGACAGUAAACCAGCAUCUGAAAUUGCUUCUAAUCCUGUGCAUCAUGAGAGGACUAAGCAUAUUCAACUGGAUUGUCAUUUGCUGGUUAAUACACAGCUUCCCACAUUUUACAUUUCCCGUGACACCAAAUAA
This is a messenger RNA of Malania oleifera, 1125 nucleotides long. RefSeq lists its product as uncharacterized. The record is from RefSeq and is a predicted model, not a curated record. The transcript is spliced from 4 exons. NCBI's taxonomy places the organism in Eukaryota, Viridiplantae, Streptophyta, Magnoliopsida, Santalales, Ximeniaceae. Bases 1 to 1125 code for a protein of 374 amino acids.